AUUUACUCAGAGGCGGGUUUUAGUGGACCAUGGACCUGAUUUAACGGUCAGAGUUUAACCUUCGCUGCAGCAAGUGACUCGGGUCACUUUGGUGUCUUCACAUCGAAAUGGCUGCUCUCCGUCGACAGAUCACUUACACGCCCAAAGCCCCGGUCAGGCAGGGGAUAUACAGCCAGGCGGUGGUGGUCGACAGAACCAUGUACAUCUCUGGUCAGCUCGGUCUGGAUGUCGCCUCUGGUCAGCUGGUUGAUGGAGGUGUGCAGGCUCAGGCCAAGCAGGCUCUCAUUAACAUGGGGGAAAUCCUCAAAGCUGCUGGCUGCAACUACAGUAACGUGGUGAAGACGACGGUGCUGUUGGCUGACAUUAACGACUUCAACAGCGUGAAUGAAGUGUACAAGACAUUUUUCAGCAGCAACUUCCCGGCCCGCGCUGCCUACCAAGUGGCUGCUCUUCCCAGAGGUGGCCUGGUGGAAAUAGAGGCAGUUGCAGUGGUGGGUCCGUUGUCCGAUUCCUGACUAGCCGCCCCGAUCUCCAACAAGCUGUAGUCUGCUGAGUUUGGUUCCACUCUGCUGCUGGAGGUGUCGCCUCCUCGAGUCAGAUGUCUCACGUUUUCCACACUAAAACCCUUUGCUUUUUAAACUUCCGUGUUCCAAAAACAUUAAAAACACUGAUGA
Synchiropus splendidus (mandarinfish) is the source of this 674-nucleotide messenger RNA. RefSeq names its product reactive intermediate imine deaminase A homolog (gene rida). The record is from RefSeq and is a predicted model, not a curated record. The transcript has 6 exons. Lineage: Eukaryota; Metazoa; Chordata; Actinopteri; Syngnathiformes; Callionymidae. Bases 108 to 515 code for a protein of 135 amino acids. Gene Ontology annotation, molecular function: deaminase activity. Gene Ontology annotation, cellular component: cytosol.